AACCAAUACCGAUCUAGGGCCACUGAGGUAGUAAAAGCUAUCAUACAGGGUCUCAAUGGUAAGGUUGACAAACUCGCCACAGCUGUGGUAGCUAAAGUUGAACAGGCUCUCAAAUCAGCUCAAGCUCAACCUCAAGAUCAAGGUAAUGUCACAGUUAAUCUCACCACUAACAUCAGUGGAGUCCUCAAUGCUGCUAAUGGUCUCUCCGGUCAAGUCCAAGACGUCAAAACCCAACUCGAAGAACAUCUUGAAAUCACUAAUAUCCAAUCUGGUGUUCCUAAAUCUCAAGUCACUGAAGCCCUCGAAACCCUCACUGAUCCUGCUAAAAGACAAGCUGCCGUCGCCGAAGUCAAAGGAGCCCUCGGUGCCAGUCACAAUGAUGAAGCCAAAAUUGAGGACAAAGAUCUCACCGAUCCUGCCACAGAAGCUCUCAAAUCUGUCAAACUCGACGGUCAGGCAGGUGCAGUCAAAACUAAACUCACAGAUCAAGUUACUGGCCAAACCCAAAUCAAUACCAGUGCCGAUUCAAUUACAGCAGCCCUCGGAAAACUUGAACAACUUAAAUCUGGUACUACUGGUGAAAAAGAACCCAAAGAUGAUGCCCUCGCUGAUGUCAAAGAAGCACUCUCAGAAUCUGGUGAUUCUGGUGCCAAAACCGAAUUCAUUAGUCUGUUCCACAUUAAGGGCACUGAUGGCUACAGUAGUCUAGAUAGUGCCCAUUGGUACAUUAUGUUUCCAUUCCUUAUGGUCCUAGUUGGCAUGGGACUUGUCUACUGCAUAUAUCCUGCCAUAGCUCCUGGAAUGAUUGUUCCAUUCUACCUGAUUGAUAAGAUUGAGAUGGUACUGUUGAUCAUGACCAUAUUUCCAGCUCUGUAUGUGGCAAUUGCCAGAAGUGGUAAAUUGAUACCAGGUUUUGGUGGUUUCUUCAAUCCCGUGUCUCCUACAUGUAAUUGGGGAGCCAAAAAUGAACUACCCUGGAUACCUGGAGUACCAUUAGGCCAAGGAUACCACUGGCACCUGACUGACCUAGUGAUUCCCACAAUGAUCAUUUUAGCCUAUUUAUUUAUUUACUCACUGCAUUACAGAGACUCAUCAGUUGCCAGAUCAAUCAUCAACCAACCCAAAAUGUCUACAUGUCUAACCAUUCUAUUCUAUAUGUGUCAUGAGAUCUCAUUGGCUGUAGGAUUUCCAGGUAUCUUUGGUGGUAAUGGAGGUGGUAGCAUCCUAGCCCUUACGGCACAGCUGAUAGGUGCAUUUCUGAUGUGUCUGUUAGCUCCAUAUUCUGAAGGUUACAUUAUUGAGUAUAAGAGACAUGAUCCUAGCAAUUGGCCUACAGCAGGAAUGACUAGGUGGAAUGCCCUUAGGUACUGGACCAAACAGGCCUCCAAGAACUGCAAUAAGAACCUAGCAGCAUUGUUCACCAAGGACCUGAGAAGAGACCUGUUACUAUGCAUAGAAAGAAAUGAGCUAAUCUAA
Messenger RNA from Theileria parva strain Muguga, 1476 nucleotides. RefSeq lists its product as uncharacterized. The coding region runs from base 730 to 1476 and encodes 248 amino acids. The transcript has a single exon. NCBI's taxonomy places the organism in Eukaryota, Apicomplexa, Aconoidasida, Piroplasmida, Theileriidae. The record is from RefSeq and is a predicted model, not a curated record.